Molecule: messenger RNA, 838 nt
Organism: Haemorhous mexicanus (house finch)
Lineage: Eukaryota; Metazoa; Chordata; Aves; Passeriformes; Fringillidae
Product: synapsin-2-like
Exons: 9
Coding region: 17-838 (273 amino acids)
Biological process (GO): neurotransmitter secretion
Cellular component (GO): synaptic vesicle membrane
Source: RefSeq, a predicted model, not a curated record
GACCCCCCCCCCCGUGAUGGAUUUCCUGCGGCGCCGCCUCUCGGACGGGAAUUUCCUGGCGGGGGGGGGGGAUGGGUGGAGACCCCCCCUCAGCUGGGGGAGGGGCGGGGAGACCCCCCCGGACCCCUCCCCCCACAGCGCCGCUGCUGCUCGUGAUCGCCCCCCCCGGCACGGACUGGGUGAAACCCUUCAAGGGCAAAUCCGUGCACGGGGACGUGGAGCUGAGGGUGGAGCAGGCCCAGUUCUCGGAGCUCUCCUUGGCCGCCUCCACCCACGGCGCCCUCCUUUAGCAGCGUCAGCAUCGACCCCCCCCCCGGGGGGGCUCCAGGAAGGUGCGCCCCGAUUUUGUGCUGGUGCGGGAGGAGCCCGAGGGGGGGGCGGGGGGCGCCCCCCGGCGGCUCCUGGUGGGAUUGCACCUGGGGGGGGUCCCGGGCAGCGACCCCCUGCCCACCCUGUACGGCUUCAGCCACGCCCCCUGCCUGGUUCUCCCCCCAGGGUGAAACCCUUCAAGGGCAAAUCCGUGCACGGGGACGUGGAGCUGAGGGUGGAGCAGGCCCAGUUCUCGGAGCUCUCCUUGGCCGCCUCCACCCACGGCGCCCUCAGCGUCAGCAUCGACCCCCCCCCGGGGGGGCUCCAGGUGCGCCCCGAUUUUGUGCUGGUGCGGGAGGAGCCCGAGGGGGGGGCGGGGGGCGCCCCCCGGCGGCUCCUGGUGGGAUUGCACCUGGGGGGGGUCCCGGGCAGCGACCCCCUGCCCACCCUGUACGGCUUCAGCCACGCCCCCUGCCUGUUGCUCCCAGUUUGCCCAGUUGGCUCGGCUGCAGCGGGAACUGGGCCAUGA